Messenger RNA from Engraulis encrasicolus (European anchovy), 2470 nucleotides. It is a transcript of the gene mfsd8l2, whose product is annotated as major facilitator superfamily domain containing 8-like 2. The transcript is spliced from 12 exons. The record is from RefSeq and is a predicted model, not a curated record. The coding region runs from base 133 to 1656 and encodes 507 amino acids. Gene Ontology annotation, molecular function: transmembrane transporter activity. Gene Ontology annotation, biological process: transmembrane transport. Lineage: Eukaryota; Metazoa; Chordata; Actinopteri; Clupeiformes; Engraulidae.
GACAAAGAGGAGUUUGUAAUUGGCAACCAUGUGUUCUUCAUUCAGUAGGCUACCGAAGGAAGCGAGCAUGUGAAGACCACAAUGUAGUGGCAACAUGUUAAUGCGUCAAUAGGGAAAGGUCCAAACAAACGGAUGGAUUACCAACAAAAGAAAAAACUGUCAUUUCUCACCAUUGGACUUAUAUUUUUAAUGAGUGGCAUUGAAUAUGCUGUCAUCCUUCCUACAAUAUGGAAGUACCUUCAGAUACUUGAUGCCCCUGCAUACUUUCUUGGGUUGGGUCUCUCAGCAUUCAGUUUAAGUGGAUUGUUAUCAGGACCAUUAUUUGGGCAUUGGUCUGACCGCACUCGAACUACAAAGACCAUCCUCCUCCUCUCCAAUGUAUUUGAGAUAGUAGGUAAUUUCAUGUAUUUCAUGGGCUAUUCAAAAUGGCUGCUGUUAUCAAGUCGACUUGUUGCAGGUAUCGGUGCAGGAGCGGGUUCUUCCAUCUUCGGGUACCUGACGCGCCACACAGUCUCAGAGGAUCGUGCUCGCGUCUUUGCCGCUGUCAUGGCGUGCCGUCAGGCUGGCCUCCUCAUUGGUCCGGCAUUUAACAUCUUUCUGAGGCUGUGUGACUUCAAACUCGGGCCCUUCGUGGUGAACAAGUACACGUCUCCCGGGCUCUUCAUGUGUGUGAUGUGGCUGCUGCUGCAGCUGGUGGUGGUGUUCAUGUACUGGGACCUGCCGCCCGCGGAGAGCAGCGAGCUGCAGACGGUGGUCCGACACAAGCAGCCCAAGCAGCAUCCGCAGCAGGACGGGGAAGAGGAAGAGGAGCCUCUGAUGGGAGCGGAGGAGCUGGCCGACACCUACGGGGCUGUCAGCGUCGAUGCUGAGGCGCAGUCGGAGGAGACACCCUUCUCCCCCGAGCGGCUCUCCUCCUCUCCUCGCUCCCGCUCCCCUUCCCCUCCGCCCCCUCCCUCUCCGACCGAGGAGGCCCCUCCACCGCCACCCAACACUCCACCUGAUCCCUUUGAAGACUUCAGCAUCAGGAAAGAGUUCCUGAGAGAAGAAGUUAUAGUGCUUCUCACUGCGCAAUUUAUAACACUCUUCAACCAGACUGCGUUAGAGACUAUGGUGACCCCGAUGACCCAGCGCUACUUCGGCUUCGGGGAGCUUGGCAACAGCGUGAUGUACUUCCUGUGCGGCAUCGAGGUGAUCCUGGGCUUCUUCUUCGUGCGUUGGCUGAGCCGUCGGGUGGCCGACCGCGCCGUGCUGUCCGUGGGGCUGGUCAUCUGUGCCGUAUCCUGCGUCUGGUGCCUCAUCUUCCUCGCCAAGCCACGAGGGGGGUACACGGCGGAGCUGGCCGAGUUCACCGUCGGCGUUUUCCUGCAGCUGCUCGGGCUCCCCUUCGUCGCCGUGUCCCAGGUGUCCCUCUUCUCCAAAGUCACCGCAGAGAAGACGCAAGGCUUCAGCCAGGGUGUGCGGCGCUCCAUAGGGGGUGUGGCCACCAUCCUGGGCCCCCUGUGGGCGGGAGGCCUGACGGGGAACCUCUACAUCAUGCUGGGCAUGAUGAUGGCUCUCCUCCUUGUUAUCCUGGUGAUGAUAGUGCUCUCCUAUGACCGUCUGGUGGAGCCCCCUGUUGUCCACCAUGCGUCAGACAGCACGGAGAGUGAGGGCUAGAGCAUCGGCCCCACACCAAGACACAGGGGGAAGACGGUCGGGGGGGAAACUCCAUGUGUCUGGGGCAGGCUGGAGGGUCUGGAGAGGAGCAGAUGCUGGAUCGGUGGGAGGCGAGCGCUGACGCCAGAGGCACCGCCACUCUCAUGGUUACCCCGGCACUCACUCGCAACCCUGGCUGUGGUAAAGGUCUCUCGCCCACCGCAGCCCACCCUCAGGAUCACAGCACUUUACUGAGACUGACAUGUUGCGGAGUUAUUUAUGCCCUUGAGUUUCACCAAGUCUUCCUAAGUGUUUGUUUUGCGUUUUUUUUCCCUUUCUUUUUUCUUUCUUUUAAAAAAAAAGGAAUGUCAUAGUAUGUGGUUUGUUAAUAUAUACCAUGGACAGCCACUUGAGGGCGCACUUACUUUGAGUUUUUUUUACACAGCAGACUGCUGUUCAUGCGAAUGUCUGUAUGGGUAUUUCAUGUGGGUGUUGGUCUGUCUGUCUCAUUUGGUUUGUGAGUGUGUGUGUGAGAGUAUGUAUGUGUGUGGAUGUAUCCAGAUAACACUGUGUCCCUGUGUGCAACACAUGCAAGGCACAUCAAAUCUGUGUUAAAAAUGAUAUUGCCCUGGUAUUUAUGACCACAUAGACACAUAUUUUUUCAUCCACAGAUGAAAACAAUCCUUAAUAUAAUUUUUUGCCUAAAACCUAAAAAUGAUAUCAUCUUAAAUAUAUUUUGAAACCUGCACCAUUUGUAUAAAAACUGAGAAAAUUUUCAGAAUUGUAUGUGAAGCGUUUCCCUGUGUGAAUUGGAAUAAAUCCUUGCCUCAUCAGA